Aureobasidium subglaciale EXF-2481 is the source of this 747-nucleotide messenger RNA. RefSeq lists its product as uncharacterized. The record is from RefSeq and is a predicted model, not a curated record. The transcript is spliced from 2 exons. Gene Ontology annotation, molecular function: ATP binding; protein kinase activity. The coding region runs from base 166 to 480 and encodes 104 amino acids. NCBI's taxonomy places the organism in Eukaryota, Fungi, Ascomycota, Dothideomycetes, Dothideales, Saccotheciaceae. Gene Ontology annotation, biological process: protein phosphorylation.
GUUUACUUUGAUGCAAAUACUCCCGUCUCCUCCGCCAACGAGAUAUUCCCAUGGCCCAGGUCCCCCCUUGUAGUCUCAAUUUGACUACCGAGGUCAUUAAUCGAGGCUCGACUGCGGUCAUAAAGAGAUACCGAUCCAAUGUUGUCAUCAAAUGUCCCAAUCAACAUGUUGAGCAUGGGAAGAUUAAUUACAUCGAUGUUGAGAAACGGAUACUCGACCGACUGGGGCCUCAUCCUGGCAUUAUCAAGCUCUUUCCAAGAUCCUGUAGGGUUGCUGUUCACCGAAGCGAAUUGCGCCGACCUACAACGCUACUUGAAUACUCAUAACCAGUUGAUCAGCGGCGAUCUUCGACUCAAAUGGCGCCUUCAGGCUGCUGAGGCUAUUGCUCACAUUCACAGCAAGGACGUCAUCCAUUCUGAUCCACGCCCAGAGAAUUGUCUACUGCACAGCUACAAUGACAAGACCGAAGCAUGUAUAUGAUUGCAGGGUGUAGACCGCCCUUAUCACUCUCGAGCUUGCUUUAUUGCAAGUACUCACCGGCAUAGCAAGUAAGGUGUCAAAAAGUACUAUGCUUCCGAUCAUUAGAAGUGGAGUGACAAAGGUGCAAUGAUGUUCAUAGUAAAAGAGAAACGCAAAACAUACAGCAGCAGGGAUUCCCACGUGGUCACCCACCGUAGUACUGAUCUGCCGUUCAACUGCUUAUGUAUGGCAGAGCGGACGGGAUGCCCAGUUUUCAGCUGACUGUGG